This is a messenger RNA of Echinococcus granulosus, 4197 nucleotides long. RefSeq lists its product as hypothetical. NCBI's taxonomy places the organism in Eukaryota, Metazoa, Platyhelminthes, Cestoda, Cyclophyllidea, Taeniidae. Gene Ontology annotation, molecular function: FAD binding. The coding region runs from base 1 to 4197 and encodes 1398 amino acids. The record is from RefSeq and is a predicted model, not a curated record. The transcript has 17 exons.
AUGAAUGCAGUAAACACGGUUAAUUAUGAACCAAUUGAGAACUACUUUGACAAAUUUUGCGUGUCCACAACCUUUGAAGGAAUUGUUACAGCCUUCGAAAGGCUGUGUGAUGCGGCGAAUUUAGGGAGCCUACCAGGCAGUGGUCAAUUCUACAAGGAGUUGCGUCGAAGACUUUCUUUUUACUGGAAGGCGGAAGCUCUUUUUACGAUCUUAGAUGUCCGCUUUGGUGAAAGGAUAUAUGGAGGCCAAACUAUUUGCCGUAAUAUUCAGGUUCUUGUCGUCGGCUGUGGUCCCUGCGGAUUGCGUUGCGCUAUAGAACUAGCGCUCUUAGGAGCAAAUGUAGUGAUUAUCGAUAAAAGAACAUCUUUCUCAAGGAACAAUGUACUCCACCUCUGGCCCUACCUGAUAAGUGACUUGAAGUCCCUGGGAGCAAAGUCGUUUUUCGGGAAGUUCUGCGCUGGCUCAAUCGACCAUAUAAGUAUCCGUACGCUGCAAUGCAUUCUUCUUAAAGUGGCCCUCCUCUUCGGUGUUCAAGUUGUCUCCGGCGUUGAAUUCCACAAGCUCAUUCAACCCUCGGACGACACCGAGGAGUCUGAUGUCUGCAGUGGCGAAAAUGGGUCAAAGACGCCAAGAUGCAGAGGCGAGCGUCCCCUGAGGGAUCUCUUUACUCUCUACGAGGGCAAGCGGCGGGCGCGUUACGGCUGGAGGGUGGAGGUGGCGCCUAGCCACGAGGCUCUAUCCACCUUUGAGUUCAACGCUAUCAUCGAUGCCACCGGCAAAUCCAGUUGCUGUCUCAACUUUCCACGCAGAGCUCUCCGCUGUCGUCUGGCCAUCGCGAUCACCAUGAAUUUUAUCAACUACGGCUAUGUGGAGGAGGCCCAUGUGGAGGAGAUUUCCGGUGUGGGCAGCAUCUUCAAUCAGCCCUACUUCGCACAGAUCUCCAAAACGCUGGGCAUUGAGCUGGAGAAUUUGGUCUACUACAAAGACGAGACGCACUACAUCGUCAUGACGAUUAAGAAGAGGUCUCUUCUUACCAAAGGCGUCUUAAUUAAGGACCUGGAAGACCCGGUAAAGCUUUUGAGCGCAGAGAACGUAAACUUCUCCGCACUGGAGCAGUUGGCACGAGAGGUGGCGACUUUCGUAACUCGAGGUGGUCUGCGCCGCCUCGACUUUGCGUUGAACUCGCGCGGACAGCCCGACGUGGCGGUUUUUGAUUUUACUAGCCUCAGCGCUGCCCAGUACGCCUGCCGAGUUGUCGAUCGUAAGGGUCGUCCUCUCUGUCAAUGUCUCGUUGGCGAUGCUCUUCUUGAGCCCUUUUGGCCACGUGGGAGCGGGUGCGCGCUGGGCUUCCUUUCGGCUCUCGACGCCGCCUGGACAGUGAGUCUGUUCGCAGCCGGACACCAUGCGCUGCGCGUCAUCGCUUGGCGCGACUCUGUCUACCAACGCCUCAGCCAGACCAGCCCCUCUAAUAUGCCGCCAAACUUCGCCGCCUACUCCUUCCUUCCUACCGCUCGAUAUACCUGCAUCGACCUAGAGUUGGUUCGUCCAAUGCAAGUUCGUCACCUCUAUGACUCAGAUGUGACCGCCAACAUGACGGAGCGCAAAUCCUUCGCCUUUCUUCGAGACUCCGUCAAGUUCGACGAUCCGGAUAUCAUACCCACUGCCACCAUCAGUGCCGCAAAGCAGAACGACUGCUCCUUCAAACCCACCUUCAGUCCGCAUAUCAGCCUCCUUAAGUGGUAUCAACAACGCCUCUCGCCCUACCCUGACACUCUCUGCCCACCCAUCAUCGACUUGUCUGCCGAAACGUGGGCGGAUGGCCGGGCCCUGCGGUGUCUGCUCCACAAGUACCGCUCCGACCUAGUGUCCGAGGAAGCUCUGAAGAUGGAAGUGGCCAUGGGUGUAGGAGAAGUUGUACGCCUCCUUGCCGAGUAUUUUGGUGCUCCUAGCACUCUGGUGGACACGACAUGGCUCCAAUACCUCGACGUUCUUCAUGACUGCCUGAAAGACCACGACCCUGCAUUUGUGGCUAAUAUGACUGUUCGGGGACAGCUUGUGGCUAAAAACGGGGUACAGCAGCACUCCUUCGUGGUUGCUUCCUCUAGUGACUCGAUUCGUCCCUUCAAUCGGUGCAUUGAUCCUCUGGCCUCGCCGCGGGUUUCCUCCAGGACACGUCCUCUCCUUUCGCCCCGAGUUGAGUGCCGUCGAGUGAAUGUCCCUAUGCUCCAACGCAGUUUGGAGAAUCCGAUGGCACGCGCUGAACCUCCGUCCACUUUACGCGCGAGGGAGGAUGCUUCCAGUGCCGUGAAGAAGGGUCUCAUGGCCAAGCGCAGGUCCGAUCUCAUCGCGAUGCUCAAUGAUCCGGCAUCGGCGAGACGGCGCAGCCUCCUGAUCGACUGGGAGAGGGCCUUUGAGGAAGGCGGCCUGCAGCCUCUUCCGAGCCCCCCUCGGUGCCUCUUGCCUCCCCGGGACCAUCAAUCAAGUAACGGUGCUGCCAGCUUUAGAGAGAAAUCUCGAGAUUUCUGUGCUGUCUGCAAAAAGCCCCUCUACGCAGCUGAAAGUCGAGCCUACGAUGGUUUUCGCUUGCAUCCGAACUGUUUCCGUUGUGUCGAAUGCCACCGCACCCUUCGCCCAGACAUUGCCCACUGCCUGCGUCACCAGACUAACCUUGGGGUGCGCGCGCACACCCUCGUCUCGUGCACGCGUGCGCAGGGGUGGCGCAACACGCACCAUUCAGAGGCGCGUGUUGCAUGCGACGCGGGUGCGGACGUGCGAGCAGCUGCCUGCUUCGCAUCAUCACUCAUUUUAUCAAGUCAGACUCUUCUCUGCUCCCGCUCUCCAUCUCGAUCUCUUUGUCGCCUAGCUAAAUUCUACUGCACAGCGCACUUUCAUCCUGCGUUGACGAUCGCCGAAGCGACUACUUCAGGCUCGAGGAUAUCCACCAGGAAGCCGGUUCUCCCGAAACCACGUGCACACAAUACCCCAAGCUUAUUCUCCCAGCUGGCCAAUCCGGCGUCGCCGCCAGGGUUACGUUGGCAUUCGUCCAAUAACAGUCCAAUGACCACCGAGGGGGUGGAGCGUGCAAAACCAGGGGCGUCCGCGGAGCUGCGUCGUAGGUCUGCUGCUAGGGGCAUCCGAGACGAACCUGCCCCGCCCAUCCUUCUUACCUCCCGCAACGUCCCGGGCACCCUCGGCCUGCCCGAGUGCGUGCGUCGCGCGGCCUUCGACGAGCGCCUCUACCGUCUCAACGGUUGCCCCUCUCCGGAUGACUUUAUCAGCAAUCGUACCUCUCGAAUCCUUGAUGAGGAAGAGGACUGUUUUGCUUCCAGUGAAAACGAACUGUCAGACCGUGGGUUAACAACAAGCAAUAUCACUUCGACUGCCAGUGAAUCUCCUCCGAUGAGCCUGGACGAGGCGAAGCACCUUUGUUGUAUCAUGCGUGAAAAAAACUUAUACCGACGUCACCAUCCAUCCACAGGGAGCUCUUCCGGCAGUAGGGAAGAAGAGGAGGAAAAGGAAGAUGACGAUGACGAUUCUAUGAGUGACGAGGACAGCAAACUCGUUAAUAUGGACACCUUCGACACACCCCAACCGAUCUCAGAGUACGAAAAUGUCCGCUGGACCCUUGUCAGACCUCCCCCCUCGCCCGUUUCCUCCGUCGCCACAAACGCCAUCGGCGCUGUAUCCUCCACUUCUGCUGCAGAGCCCUCGCUACUGGUUCGGAAGUACGGACUCUCUGGCUCCAUGCUUCUAGCAAAACAGCGCUUCUGUAUGGCGGAUCCUGAGCCCAUACACAUCGACCCACGCGCAUUCAGAGCAACGAGGAACAAGGAGCGUACCAUUGAGACCACCCUCCCCGAUUGCACCGAGCAGGUGGAGUUCCUACCCGACGCAAAUCUCACCUCCCUCCCCCUCGCUGAAGUCGGGCACCCUUCAGUCGAUGGGAUAGAUUUCUCAUUGACGUAUGGAUUGGUCAAGGUGAUUCCCCCCCACUCCUCUUCCACCCAACUUAAUGUGGCUCUCCACACUGACCCGGUGGAGCCACUGCCCUCACUGGUGUCUGCGAACCUGCAGGAGUUAAGUGUGCACGAGGUGCUGAAUCGCAGUGACGCAGUGGUGCAUCACGCCUUCUCAUCCACGUCCCGCAACAACCAUCACCAACGCCAUCCUACGCCCCACAGUGUCCGCGGUCACUAG